AAGCGUGGCUGAGCGCGGUGACGUCACGACGCAGCCGCGCGGGGCGGAAGGCGGCGGGCAGUUGAGGAGAAAGAGGUGAAUGGGCGUCGAGCGGCGGGUUGAUUGAAUCACCCUUCAUCCAUGAGCGUCUUGCUGGUGGAGGCUUUUUACGGUGGCUCUCACAAGCAGCUGAUUGACCUCCUUCAGGAGAGCGUAGAUGACUGCGUGACCUAUUCUCUGCCUGCUAAGAAAUGGCACUGGAGGGCCAGAACAGCUGCCCUGUACUUCAUGCAGGCUAUUCCUAGCAGCCCCUCAUACAGGAUUUUGUUUACCAGUUCGGUGCUUAAUCUUGCUGAAUUGGUGGCCCUGCGACCAGACCUCGCCUCAUUGAAGAAGAUCCUGUACUUUCAUGAAAACCAACUCAUCUACCCAAUGCGUAAAAGCCAAGAGAGGGACUUUCAGUAUGGCUACAACCAGAUUCUGUCAUGCUUGGUCGCGGACGUGGUGCUGUUCAACUCAGCCUUCAACAUGGACUCCUUCCUGUCCUCUAUCUCCACCUUCAUGAAAACCAUGCCUGACCACCGGCCCAAAGGCCUGGACCAGCUCAUCCGGCCCAAGUGCAGAGUGCUGUAUUUCCCCAUCCGAUUUGCCGAUGUCACAAGAUUCCUGCCUGAACACAAGCUCCAGCUGAGGCAAACCCAGUCUCUGCAUACCAGCAGCUCUCAGGAUUCCCCAGACCUCUAUGAGAUAACAAAAGCAAGGUGUCAAAAUGAGCCCCAUAUGAAGAAACCAAGUGAGGAGGGACCACUGCAAGAAAAUGACAUGGAAGAGAUGGCACAUCAUCUAACAUUCAGCCAAUGUGUUGACCGAGAGCCAAGGAUGCCACGACCUCUCCACAUAGUCUGGCCCCAUCGGUGGGAACAUGACAAAGACCCUCAGCUGUUCUUCCAGACCUUGCUGAAGCUGAGAGAGCGGGAACUGAACUUUGAAGUGUCUGUCCUCGGGGAAACGUUUACCGACGUGCCAGACAUCUUCGCCGAAGCCAAAGAACAGUUGGUCAGCCACAUCCGGCACUGGGGUUUCAUGCCCAGUAAGGAGGACUACCUCAGAGCGCUGUGCCAAGCAGAUGUCGUCGUUUCUACGGCCAAGCACGAGUUCUUCGGCGUGGCCAUGUUAGAAGCAGUCCACUGUGGUUGCUACCCUCUGUGCCCGAAAGCUCUCGUCUACCCAGAAAUAUUCCCUGGUCCGUAUCUGUACUCAACACCUGAACAGCUUUGUAAGAAGCUUCAGGGUUUCUGUAAGCAUCCACACCUAGUUAGACAGCAUGUUGUUCAGGUGAAUACUAGCACAUUUUCCUGGGACUCCUUGGGAGAGGAAUACAGAUCGCUGCUAACGGCAGGUCCCCCCAGCUCUUCAUAACUGACGUAUACUCAGGAUGCCACAAUAUCUGAAAGAACCUCAGGCAUGACUAUGGCACACUCUUUCAGAAAGCUUGGCAGGAUAUUUCGACGUGCCGUGCUAUUUUAAACCAUUUUUAGGUGUAUUUUCAUAUUUUUACUACAGGCACACCAAUCCUCAUCUACAGUCUCCCCCAGUACCUGUAGUCAGACUGAGCACUAGGGGUGGGAAAUAGUCAAUAUAGUUACUUGAACCCUCCUAACAUUGACAAAAUCAUGUCAUAAACAUGUUGUGGUAGAUGUCAUAUGCUGUCAUGCAUUGUGAUUUUAGUCAGUGAUAUAACAGCAUCAUGUUACUAUUGCUGGUAAUUGUCAUGACAGAGGCCAUGAUGUUUUGAGGGUAGUAAUAAAUGAAAACUCACAGCAGCAUAAGACAUCUCAUUAUGUGUUUAUGCAAAUAUAUUGAUGUGCUUUAUUAUUUUUUCAAUAUGUCACAAUAUGCUUUUUUAUUGUGGUUAUCAUCAGUAUUUAAAGAAUAUUGACAAGCUGCAUGUUUCAUUGCAAAUAUAGUGUAUUUGGUCCUCUUUAAUUGGAGAAAUGUUGAAUAAAAAUCAUUAAAAAGUGUAAAAAAAUGUGGAGUAAAUGUGUUUUAUUGCCAGUUUUUAAAUGUGAGAUUUUGACUAUUAGUGUCAAAAUAUCGGAAUAAAUAUCAGCAGUGGCGAACUGUAUCUGUUGGUGCUGUGCUUUCAGUUUUGGCCACAAAGAUCAAGACUUGAUCCAAACAUUGUCAAGAUUGGCCCCUUCCAGUCCUGUCCAUGUGUUUGUGUUGUUUUGGUUUAGCCCGUGUUCUUUGUUUUGGUUUUGUAGUCCAGCCCCCUUGUUUAGUGACUCUGCCCCUGAUUGUUCCCACCUGU
Messenger RNA from Pygocentrus nattereri (red-bellied piranha), 2290 nucleotides. It is a transcript of the gene qtman, whose product is annotated as glycosyltransferase-like domain containing 1. The transcript has 11 exons. NCBI's taxonomy places the organism in Eukaryota, Metazoa, Chordata, Actinopteri, Characiformes, Serrasalmidae. Gene Ontology annotation, molecular function: glycosyltransferase activity. The record is from RefSeq and is a predicted model, not a curated record. Bases 121 to 1398 code for a protein of 425 amino acids.